AUGUCGCGGUUCGCAAAACGCGGCAGGUUGAAGGUGCUUGUCUUAUAUGGCAACAGUCGAAAACAGUUCUAUUCACGUCUGCUGGCAUUCGAAGCUAUUCGGAUACUCUUCCGGCUCGGUUGCGAUUUUCGCGUCUAUGACUCUACAGGACUACCUGUAAAAGGCAUCGUGCAGCAUUUGCACCCCAAUGUACAAGAAUCACGGGACCUUAGCAAGUGGAGCGAUGACCCCGUCUGGAUAAGUUGUGCCUUAGUAAUCGCGCAAGUCUGCGGCGGAUUUCAGUCUUUCAAUACAGUAAAUUCGCUGCGUAUUCUGGGACGAUGGAGAUAUAUCUUCACCACUCCAAUUCAAAGCUCAAGCCCGAUGGCCUGUACACAAUUCACAGAUGAGAAUGUAGAUAAAGGGGGCAGUAGGCUCAUGCCGAGCAGCAACAGGGACAAAUUGAUUGAUUGCAGACACGAAUUCGUCAAUUACACGGUAAGAUUGCGGCCAUACUCUGAUUUUUUCGGUGAUUGA
Exserohilum turcica Et28A is the source of this 516-nucleotide messenger RNA. RefSeq lists its product as uncharacterized. The record is from RefSeq and is a predicted model, not a curated record. Bases 1 to 516 code for a protein of 171 amino acids. Lineage: Eukaryota; Fungi; Ascomycota; Dothideomycetes; Pleosporales; Pleosporaceae. The transcript is spliced from 4 exons.